Messenger RNA from Oppia nitens, 2566 nucleotides. RefSeq names its product GATA zinc finger domain-containing protein 16-like. Gene Ontology annotation, cellular component: chromosome. Gene Ontology annotation, molecular function: chromatin insulator sequence binding. Lineage: Eukaryota; Metazoa; Arthropoda; Arachnida; Sarcoptiformes; Oppiidae. Gene Ontology annotation, biological process: regulation of transcription by RNA polymerase II. Bases 95 to 2416 code for a protein of 773 amino acids. The transcript is spliced from 2 exons. The record is from RefSeq and is a predicted model, not a curated record.
GAUAUAAUAAUCACCGCCGCGACCGAAGUCCUGUUAUUGACAUCGCGAGGACACACAUCGAUCAAAAAGAUAGUGUCCGCCCGAAUACAACAACAUGUCGGCGGCCACAACCAAAGUGACCAACAAAUUGUCGGCCGUUAAAGACCAAUCAUCGGCGGCCAAUGAAUCGGCCGAUGAAUCACUAAUGAUUAGCAACCUAUUGGACGAACUAUACGAAGACAAUCAACGGCUGGCCGACGAUCUGUCGUUUGCUCGGCUAUUGAACUCGAUAUUGGAUGACAUACGCAAAGAUGCUAUUGUUUUGAUCCGCGAUUGUCGCUGUCAUCGGCAGCCAAAGUCAAGCAGUCGGCAACUCUAUGCAAAUAUUAUGAAAUCAAACGACGAAUUUAGGACACUGUUGGCCACACAGAGAGUGGCCGCUAAUGAUGAUGACGACGACAACGCUGACAAUGUGUUAACUAAUAGCGGCUAUAGUGCUGCCGCAGUCGGCGGCGGUGGUGGUGGCGGACAUCGGUCGACCCUUCACGUCAAACAAGAAGUAUCGACGGCCGCAGCGGCGGCGGCUGAUGUGAUAAUCGCCGAAAAUGGCCACCAGUUUAUCGAUGAUAACAACUACGACAACGUCGACGACUAUGAGCCGCCAAUAUUGCCGAUUGAAGUCAAUUACAACAACUACGACAAUGAAGUAGAAGAAGCUUUGCCGCCGCCCUUGCGAUCGUCUCUCAGCUACCGAUGCACUGCUUGUUGUAAACUAUUUCAAACGGUCGACCAAUUGGACAACCAUAUGACUACUGUACACAUCGAUUCCCAUUCAUACGUUUGCAACGAAUGUCAUCGUAUUUUCCAGACCAGAGACCAACUGUCCAGACAUUUGCUGGUCAAACACCAGUCGGUGGCCUCUAAAACAACAACUACUAAUACUACUAACAGGGCUGUUGGUGGUGGCGGCGGCGGUGGCAGCAGCCGCAGCACAUUUGACUACACUUCUAUGAGGACGACCACUAAUAGCGCCCAUAACGAUAAUACUAGACAACAUAACUCGGACAAUGACAACAACAACAAACUAGUAGUGGUCACAACAAAACGUAGACCCGGCCGCAAACCUAAUUAUCUUAAGGCUAAAAGAAAAACAGCUACCAGUGCUGGCCAGUCGGGCCACAGCAAACACUUAACGCCCGAAAAGAUAGUCAACGACUACUGGAACAAUAAUAAUAACAACAACAGGUUCUUUAUGGGUGAUGAUGACGGUAUUGGUGAUGGUAUUGGUGGUGGUGGUAGUGGUAAUGGUAGCGGGGGUGGUGGUGGUGACGAUAGUAUUAGUAGUAGCGUUGGUAGCAAUUUGUGCGAUUGGCCCGACUGUGGCAAACGAUUCAAACAUAAACAACAUUUGGACGAUCACCGACAUCUGCAUCUGGGUAUUACCUAUCAGUGCGAUGGCGACAACGGUUGCGGUAAAACAUUUCCCAGUCCAGUGUAUUUGCGUAUACAUCGGCGCCGCUAUCAUCGACAGUACGAAAGACAAAAGUGGUCACUAAAACGCGAUAGGAUUCUUAAUCCAUCAAACAUUGGUACAGAUGAUGAUGAUGUUGAUGAUGAUGAUAGUCGGGUGGUUAGAGAUGGUAAAAAACAUUCAGGACAUUCAUCGACUGUUAAACAACAUCAACAACAAGCGGUCAACGAUACCAACAAUACUAGAGUUGGUGGCGGCGGCGGCGGCCGUCGGCCAACAAAAUGCACAAAUAAUAACCAUAACAACAACAACAACGAUAACGAUAGUAAUAGUUUUAGUGACGUAAAUAUUGGUCAGAUAUUCGGUACAACAAACCAAACAGACAACAACAACGACGACAACUACCACAAUAACAAUGAUAACAACAACAUUGAGGAACACAUACCUAUCACCACCACCAGUGGUACUGAGGAUGAUGUUGUUCCUUCAGAAAUUAAAAGAAAAAGAGGACGACCUCGGGGUUCGACCAAACAAAACAUUUUGGCCGCUUCUAUAGCUGCUGCCGCCGUCGCAGCCGCCGCUGCCAGCAGUAGUAGUAAUAGGCCGGAGCUUAAGAUACGGUUGCAAUUGAGUGCCAAUAAUGGGGGGACGUCGUCAUCAGCAUCGCCGCCGCCGACUGAUCGACGAUCAACGCUCAGGGCUGACAGGGGCCGUGUCGGCCAGUUUCCGUGCGAUUGGCCCGACUGUGGCAAACGUUUCAUACACCGGCAUCAUCUCGAUGAUCAUCGGCACCUGCAUUUGGGUAUUGACUACCAGUGCGAUCUAAGCGAUUGUCUCAAAAAAUUUCCCAGUCCUGUCUAUUUGCGUCAUCAUCGGCGCAAAGCUCACGGUAUCUACGAUUUUAAGCCACCAGAUCUUGUUGUUGUCGGACGCAGGCGUCGGACAUCCGCCCGUAGUAGUCAGUAGUAGUAGUAGUGAUAGUGACCAUUCCUACUCCACCACUACCUAACUGUCCUCUACAUUACAUACCAUUACUUCCCUACUACACUAUUAUUAUACAGUAGUAAUAAGCUUUCCAAUGAAAAUAUGGUAAUUGAAUUGAAUUGAUUUUUUUUA